AUGUCCGCCCUAGCUCGUCCCCACCUCCCUCCGGUCCCUCGUAUCCAUGGAAAACCAGGUGGCACCUUCAAAAUGCCUCCACUGGAUGGCUCCCUGGCUCUCCCUGAGCUGUACGAGUGGCACGCGGAGCACAGUCCUGACCAUCCUCUGUUCGUCUUCGCAAGGGAAGAUGGCAGCGUUCGCAAACUCUGCUGGCCCGAGGUCUUGAGAGCGGUCUACACCGGUGUCAAGAUCAUCAGAGACCGUGCGCACUGGCAGCCUGGUAUGACCAAAGCGCCGGUUGUGGCUAUCUUGUCCAACUCAGACUCUGUUCCGUAUGCGACGACGACAAUGGCUAUCAUGCGGGCCAACUGCACUGCGUUCUUGAUCUCUUCGCGCAACUCUCCUGCGGCAGUGGCACAUCUGCUCGAUAAAGUCGGUGCUAAGCAUCUGCUGGUCGGAGAUGAGCCCUCCAUGCACGGUCUCUGCAAAGAAUCACUGGAUCUCCUGAAGACGCAGUAUUCUGAGGCGACUGUGCCCGAGACGUCCUCGAUGCUUGGCUUCGAGGAGCUCUAUCUGCCUGUCUCCCAGAGUCCGUCCCGCGAAGACGUUCCGUACGAAUACAAGGGUGCCGAGGAGCCUGUUGUGAUUUUGCACUCGUCUGGGUCUACGGCCUUCCCGAAGCCCAUCGUGAUGACAAACCGCCGUCUUAACGAGCACAUCCUCUCGCCAUGCUUCAGCGAGGUCGACCUGGCAGGGCGCAUCAUCUCCAUGCACACCCUCCCCAUGUUUCACGUUAUGGGCAUGCUGAUGACGACCUGGGCUGUCUCGACUGGUUUGAUUCCUGGCCUGCCCGCGCCAAAGCAUCCCCCGGCCAUCUUGACGCCGGACUUGGUUUUGGACCAGGCGAAGGCGACCGGUAGUGACAUCCUGGUCACUGUCCCCGCUAUAGUGGAGGCCUGGUCCAAAACACCCGCUAAUGUCAAGUACCUUGCUACCCGUCAAGGAAUAGUUUACGGAGGAGGUCCACUCAACAAGGAAAUCGGUGACGAGCUCGUUUCUAAAGGGGUAACCCUGGUCAACUUGUAUGGCUCAACGGAGACCGGCGCUCAAUGUAUCUUCAUGCCUGCUCACGUCGGCGACGAAUGGGAAUAUCUCCGGCUCCCAGGGAACGUAACCACCCACAUGGCCCCAAUGGGCGAAGGGACGUAUGAACUCAUCGUAAUAACAAACCCGGGACCUCUUGAGGCCAUUAUGAAUCUAGAUCCGCACGUCGCCGCAUCGGUCAUGUUUGGCCGUGGGAGGUUCCAAGCUGGUAUCUUGAUCGAGCCGAAGCUGCAGUAUCGCUUCGAUCCGUCGGAUGAAGCGAAGCUGAUAGACUUCAGGAACAAGAUAUGGCCGACGGUGGAGAAGAUGAACGAGUAUGCGCCUCAACACUCGAGAUUGUUCAAGGAGAUGAUCUUGGUUGCUUCACCGUCAAAGCCUUUCUUGUACACCGCGAAGAGCACUGUGCGCCGCGGAGCUGUGAUCAAGGAAUACGAAACUGAGAUCAACGCACUCUACGACACCGUCGAUGCGAGCGCACAAUCCUCCAUACCGCCUCCGACCGAGUGGACACUGCCAACCACUACCGAAUACGUUCGCACGGUCGUCCACAAAGUGAUGACGCAUGCGGUGACCGACAAUGACGACAUAUUCCAGCACGGCUGCGACAGCCUGCAGGCUACGUACAUCCGCAACACCAUCCUCCGCGCCUUCCGUGACACAACAAAAGUGGAUACACACAAGAUUGUCGGCAGCUUCGUCUACGAUCAUCCGACCGUCUCUAGUCUGGCUGCAUUCGUCUCCUCCGUCGCCCAAGGAACGCAUGACUCGGCAACUGCUGGGCUCACCGCGUCUGCUCGCAUUCUGGCCAUGCAAGCCAUGCUGGCUAAAUAUUCCGCUGACUUCCCGGCUCGGCCUCGAACACUGCUUCCAUCACAGCCUGAGCAAGAUGCAGUCUUCGUGACAGGGACAACGGGCAGUAUAGGGUGCCAUAUACUUGCUUUUCUCGUGGCCGACCCGAAGGUCGGGCGGGUGUAUGCAUUCAACAGGCCAGCCAAGACGCAGACGCAUCUGCGCGAGAGACAGAAGGCGGCCUUGGUCGAGCGUGGACUCGACGCAAGCAUAGCGGAUUCGGAGAAAGUAGUGCUUCUGGAGGGAAGCCUGACAGCGGAGAAUUGGGGCGUUGGAAAGAACGCGUACGAAGAGUUGCACAAAUCUGUCACGCAUAUCAUCCACAACGCGUGGCGUGUCGACUUCGUGAUCAAACUGGAGUCGUUUGAGGAUAGCAUCGCAGGCGUGCGGCGUUUGGUAGACUUCGCUCUGACGUCUCCGUUGCCCCAACCGCCACGGGUGCUAUUCGAAAGUUCCAUUGGCGUGUUCCAAAACUCACCCUGCGAUGUGAUAUUCGCAGAGGGACCACUGGAGCCUGAUCUUGCGAUUGGCACAGGCUAUGCAGAGUCGAAGUGGGUCUCCGAGCAGACUCUAUACGCAGCAGCAUCGAAGACUUCUCUCGACACUCUGGUUGUCCGUGUCGGUCAGGUUUGCGGCGGCCUCGAUGGCUUGUGGAACACGCACGAGUGGUUCCCUACUCUCGUGCAAAGCGCAACAAAGUUGGGAUGUUUCCCGGACGACGAUAAGGACGUGAACUGGAUCCCGCUCGAAAUUACUGCAGGAGCGAUUGCCGACUUCCGUAACGCUUCGAAUCCAACACACACCGUGCACCUCGUGCAUCCUCGCCCAGUCUCAUGGCAUUCUCUCGCGACCGUCGUCUCGUCCGAACUUGGCGUGCCGCUCGUACCUUACGCGGAGUGGCUAGCUAAGCUGGUACAUACCGCCCAGACAUACGAGCAGAAUGGACAUGCAGACCCUGAGAUUGUGCGCGGCCUGCGCGCCCUACAACUUCUCGGGUUCUUCCAGGCCUUGGCUGAGAAAUCGAGCACUGCACGGAUGUCUAUGGGUUUGCCAGACCUUGAAGUCAAGCAGGCUAUAGCAGGGUCGCCGACGCUAGGAGCCCCUGACCUUCGUCAGCUUGGAGGGGCGGACGUCAAGAGGUGGUUGUUAUUCGGCAGUGAGUUUGUCGACAGGCACAACUAUCUGUUGGGUGUAGGGCGCAGCCAGUUCCACGACACUGUCGUGGUGGCGAGCAAGAUCAAACGUGCGCCAUUCAAGCGCCCAGUAGUCAUGCAGCAAAUGACUGUAUUGGGCACUAUCCUCUGUGACAUGGAAGAUACUUCAAGGACAGAUGAUUACAGACGUCUUUACUUCCCCUUGGGUUGUGCCAAAUGGUGGUAUCCACCGGCAGCAUGCAGUUUCGGAUACUCGACACCUCUUGCUGCUCCUAACGGCACGUUUCACAAACAUGAUAGAAACAAUACAUUUCAGGCGCAUGAUGAAAUUCAUGGACAGUCGUCCACUACGUUCCGACCACCCCCGCUCGAUGGUUUGCUGCUCAUACCAGAGCUCUGGGAAUGGCAUGCGCGGUACUCUCCAGAUCAUCCGCUUUUCGUUUUUGCAGAUGAGGGUGGCAUUAUCCGUCGACUAUGCUGGCCCGAGGUGGUGCGAGCCAUCCACACCGGUGCUAAGAUUAUCAGAAAUCGCACGAAUUGGAAGGCCGGCACAGCUGAAUCUCCUACUGUGGCUAUUCUGGCAAACUCAGACUCAAUCUCAUACGCGACAACCCUAAUGGCUAUUAUUCGCGCUGGGUACACAGGCUUCCUCAUUUCUACGCGUAAUUCUCCUGCGGCGAUCGCACAUCUGCUGAACAUUGUCGGAGUCCAACAUCUCCUUAUCGGACGUGAACCGUUGGUCUGCGAGCUUACCACCAAGUCGUUGAAUAUACUACGGGCGAGAUAUCCAUGCGCGCACGUUCCUGAGACGUCACUCGCGCUGAUUUUCGAAGAGCUCUAUCUGCCCAACUCAGAAACCGUUUCUGCUGAUGAUGUGCCCUACGAGCGUCAAAAACUCGAAGACCCUAUCAUUAUUUUACACACGUCCGGUUCAACGGCAUUUCCGAAACCGAUUACGCUCACACAUCGUCGCGCCAUUGAGAUCAUCAUUACACCAUGCUUCGGUGAGCGUGAUCUUGCAGGUAUUGUAGUCUCAAUGCACGUCCUGCCCAUGUUCCAUAUCAUGGGCAUGCUCUUUACAAUGUCGGCUGUUUCGUGUGGCUUCAUUGUCAGUAUGUUUGCACCGAGGUCGCCUGCGCCAGUACCCACAUCGGACAACAUCGUCGAUAGUUUUAAGGCAACACAGUGUGAUCUCAUAUUUACUGUCCCCUCUAUGAUUGAGGUUUGGUCACAUAAUCCAGACUAUAUCAAGCUGUUUGCUACUCGCAUGGGAAUUGCCUUCGGAGGCGGACCGCUCAAUAAAGAGGUUGGUGACUCGCUCACUGCUCGGGGUGUUACCCUGUUCACUUUAUAUGGCGCUACCGAGACCGGUGCAGCAUGUAUGGUGUUUGCUGCGAAUGUCGGUGGUAGCUGGGAUUAUUUCAGAUUCCCACCGCAUAUGACUGCAAAGAUGGUGCCAUCGGGCGAAGGAACGUUCGAGCUUGUCAUCGUGGCAGGCUACUGGAAGGUUAUCGGACGCACCGAUGACCAAAUCAUGCAUAGCACUGGAGAAAAGACGAACCCAGGACCUCUCGAGGGCAUCAUGAACACGGACCCUCAUGUCAGAGCAUGCGUCAUGUUUGGCCGUGGGCAAUUUCAGGUCGGGAUCCUGAUCGAGCCUCAACCCGGAUUCGUACUCGACCCAUCAGACGAAGAUUCAUUGACAAGCUACAGGAAUAAGAUCUGGCCAACUGUCGAAAAGAUGAACACAUAUGCGCAGCAGCAUUCAAGGCUAUUCAAAGAGAUGAUCUUAGUCGCGAAACCAUCCAAGCCGUUCUUGUACACUUCUAAGAACACUGUCCGCCGGGGCGCUGUCAUCAAGGAAUAUGAAGACGACAUAGAUGCGCUGUACGACGCGGUUGAUUUGAGCGCACAAACCUCCGUGACCUCUCCGCAUGAGUGGAGUCUUACCACCGAGAUUGACUAUGUCCGUCUUGUUGUGCACAAAGUUAUAGCACAUUCUGUGAUGGAUGAUGACGACAUUUUCCAGCACGGAUGUGACAGCCUGCAGGCCACGUACAUUCGCAACAUUACUCUCGGUGCCCUCCGUGACACAACAAAGGUGAACACACGCAAGAUCAGCGACAGCUUCGUCUACGACCAUCCGACCAUUUCUAGACUGGCUGCAUUUGUCUCUUCCGUCGCCCUGGGAACGCACGACGCAGCGGCAAUGGGAGUUAACCCAUCUGCUCGCAUUCUGGCCAUGCGAGCUAUGCUUGCCAAAUGUUCCGCUGAUUUCCCAGCGCGGCCUCACACACUGCUUCCAUCACAGCCUAAGCGAGAUGCGGUCAUCGUGACAGGGACAACGGGCAGUAUAGGGUGCCAUCUGCUUGCUUUGCUCGUGGCCGACCCAAAGGUCGGGCGAGUGUAUGCGUUCAACAGGCCAGCCAAGACGCAGACGCAUUUGCGCGAGAGACAGAAGUCGGCCUUGGUCGAACGUGGACUCGACGCAAGCAUAGCGGAUUCGGAGAAAGUGGUGCUUCUGGAGGGAAGCCUGACAGCGGAGAAUUGGGGCGUUGGAAAGAACGCGUACGAAGAGUUGCAUAGAUCAGUCACGCAUAUCAUCCACAAUGCAUGGCGUGUCGACUUCGUAAUCAAACUGGAGUCAUUCGAGGAUAGCAUCGCAGACUCGCCCUGCGAUGUGAAAUUCGCAGAAGGGCCGAGUGAGCCCGAUCUCGCAGUCGGCACAGGAUACGCAGAGUCCAAAUGGGUCUCCGAGCAGAUCCUCUAUGCAGCAGCAUACAAGGCUUCUCUCAACGCGCUGGUCGUCCGUGUGGGACAGGUUUGCGGUGGCCUCAAUGGCGCGUGGAAUGUGCACGAGUGGUUCCCUACCCUCGUGCAGAGCGCACUGGAGCUGGGAUGCUUCCCAGACGACGACAAGGGCGUGAACUGGAUCCCGCUCGAGGUUGCUGCAGAGGCGAUUGCCGACUUCCGCCACGCUGCGAAUACAAUGCACACCGUACACCUCGUGCACCGUCGCCCGGUCUCGUGGCACUCUCUCGCGACUGUCGUCUCAUCUGAGCUUAGCGUCCCACUCGUGGCGUACUCAGCAUGGUUGGCUAAGCUGGAACAUACGAUGCAGACACACGAGCACACCGGGCAUGGAAUUACUCAGAUUGCGAGAAGCCUGCGUGCCCUGCAGCUUCUGCCGUUCUUUCGGGGGAUAACUGAGAAAUUGGGCGCCACGCGAAUGUCAAUGGGUCUACCAGACCUUGAGGUCAAGCAGGCUAUGGCGGGGUCGCCGACGCUAAGAGCUCCUGACCUUCGUCAGCUUGGAGGGGAGGAUGUCGAAAGGUGGUUGGCGUACUGGAGGAAAUGGCGUCUUCCGGAAGGCACCGAAGGCGUUGCACCGAUCUCGGGGGUAGACCUACUCAGUGAUGCGAAGGAGAUCCUCUGCACAUUGGCGGGCCGAACCCGCUCAACACUCUGCUCAUCUGCGCGGAGUAUGUCCGCGGCGCGCGGCGGUGAAGACGUGCGAGAAUGGUUCGUCGGCUUCGUCCAGAAGUUCGUGGCGCAACGCCGCGGAGCACGGAAGACAAAGGCGAGGCUAGGACUGCCGCCCUUGCGAGUUCUGGGGCUUAGGGCAGAAGCUGGCAACCACAGCAAUGGCAGUGCAGCAGCCUCGUGCACAUAUAUGCAAAUCGAAGAGAAGCGCACGCUGAACAAAGCGACAGCGGAGGCUAAUCUGGGCUAUUCAUCCGGGCCGCAAGGUAAUGAUCCGUUCUCGGCACGACACGCGACUUGUGUUCGGUUCCGGCACGUCAACUACCAAGAUGAGAGGGGCCAGGACGACGGAGGCAGCCACUUCCAGCAUCCCGCUGCAGAUAGCACGCAACAGAAAGCACAGAAGAGCAUGCUCAACUCCCGCCUGCCCCGCGGAUCCCAGCCCGACUAUGAUGGCGAGCUCCCCCGCACCAACGGUUUGCACCAGAACAAGCCUCCCUUCACCCGCCUCACCCGGCGACAUUUCAGAUUCGCCGUCAUCGCGCUCCUCGUGAUCGCCGCCGUCCCCCUCGUCCUCCGCCUGCACGCCCCGCUCCGCCGGCGGUUUGCGGGGCCGGCAGAGCCCAUGGGCGCGGACGCGCAGGAGGACACUUCUGAGAAGCCGCCGCUCUACGGCGAGUGGCAUCAGUACGAGCAGGACAUCUCGCGGAGACAGCACUUCCCCCCGAACGCGAAGUACCUCUUCACGUCGACGCACACCCGAGGCGCGGGAUGGGGGAAUGCGAUGCAAGAGCUGAUAAUGCACUCGUACCUCGCGUACCGCAGCGGACGAACAUUUACCUGGUACAACUACACUUGGAAUGACGACGGCUCCGAUUAUACGCUCUACAACGGCAAGCCCAUACCUUCACGCAUCCCCAUGUCGGCGCUGCUUGGCGGUCCAAUUGUGGGCGAGCCAUACCACACGGACCCCACCGCGCCGCAGCCCGCGUCGAUAUCAGAGCAGUACUACCGCGAGAUCUGCCCUGAGAGUGAACGCCGCAAGAUCGACAACGGAGACAUCGUCGCGCAGCUCGGCGGUGGGUACUCGGCGACGGCGCUGCUCGACAAGUGGGUCGAGGUCAUGGCCGAGACGGACGCGCGCUGCGUCGAGAUCCCGUACGAGAGUGUUCCGCUUUUCGACUUCUGGAUCAUGGGCGACGCGGGGCGCCUGCUCAACGCCUGGGACGGGCUCGCCGCAUCGCCGGUGCUGCGCGAGUUCCGCUGGUCGCCCCUCGUCGAGCUCGCGUUCGACACGAACCGCGAGACGAUCUCGCCGGCCCAGUUCUCCGCGCCGUACCUGACGUCGCUGCCCGCGGACCUGGGGCCGCGCGCGAACCCCAGCGCAACGCGCUACGCGCCGCUGCCCGGGCUGCUCGCGAUGCACAUCCGCCGCGGGGACUUUGCGGGGCACUGCGAGCACCUCGGGCGGUGGUCGUCGCCGUGGGUGGGGUUCAACUCGUUCGCGGCGCUGCCGGACGUGCUCGACACGGGGCGGCUGCCGAGCGACGAGGCGGCGCGCAUCGAGCUGUACCGGACGCACUGCUUCCCGAACAUCGCGGAGAUCGUCGUGCGGGCGGAGGCGCUGCGCGUGGCGGAGGCGGAGGGCGGGCGCGGGGAGCUGCGCGACGUGUACGUGAUGACGAACGGGCCGGUGGAGUGGGUGGCGGAGCUGGAGGCGGCGCUGAAGGAGACGGGGCACUGGCGGCACGUGGCGAGCAGCCGCGAUCUGCUGGUGAACCGGGAGCAGAAGUACGUGAAGCAGGCCGUGGACAUGCUGAUCGGGCAGCGCGCGCAGGUGUUCGUGGGUAAUGGGUGGUCGAGCUUGACAGGGCUGGUCAGCAUGCUGCGCAUGGGAAAUGGGAUCAAUCCCAAGCAGACACGGAUGUUGUGA
This is a messenger RNA of Postia placenta MAD-698-R-SB12, 8505 nucleotides long. RefSeq lists its product as hypothetical. Lineage: Eukaryota; Fungi; Basidiomycota; Agaricomycetes; Polyporales; Adustoporiaceae. The coding region runs from base 1 to 8505 and encodes 2834 amino acids. The record is from RefSeq and is a predicted model, not a curated record. The transcript is spliced from 49 exons. Gene Ontology annotation, molecular function: phosphopantetheine binding.